CGCACGGUCGGUAGUGCAGAAGACCAACACAUUGGUAAUACUUGCACAGUAAAUGAUCGCCGAAUUCCAGAAAGGAAGUGCUAAUGAAAGUGGUUUUAUUUUAAUAAAUAAAUUAAAAAAAACACAAUCACUUUAAUUUCAACCGCUGAUUACCACAAAAAAACAGAGCAAGGAAACAAAUUAUGUUUAAAAGUAUUUUGUGAUAAAUAAAUUGGUAGUUAAAGGAUUUCAAAAAAUCGCAGCUCUACUACAUUAGAAAAGAAAUAUAUUAAACAGUUAUCAAACAAUCGAAAGCAAUUGGCCAUGGCUCGGAAAAAACAAAUGCUUACGUUCGUGCUUAUGCUUAGCUUCCUUUUAAGCACUUGCGCUACGAAAAAUAUCGGCGGCGUUGGUUCGCCUUUGGAUUGGUCGUCUGAAAAAUUGCGUGAUGUAGGGUACACAGACAAUGUAUUUGGCAAACAUCCUUUCGAGGACGAAGGUGCAGUGUUGACACCAAACGAACGACAAUUAUUCGCCUAUAGUCUUAACAAAGUUGGAGGACCCCAGUGUCGAGAAGAUUUAAAUACUACGCUGUGGGGCAUUCUGCGGGGCCAACAAUGGGCUAUUGCAAUGUACGAUGCAAUGGCCAAAUCCACAUCUGGUAUCGAAAGUGGUGUUUUGCAUCAGUUUGGACAUUUCGAUCAAUGCUUAGAUCAGCGACAUUUUUAUUCGAAUGCAAACGGAAAUGGAUCUAGUGAGCUUGUAGUGCGUUCAAAAUAUUGCUUAGUAGACGUAAAAAUGGAUGGAUUCACAUUGCAAACGGUGGGCAGUCGUCAAAAAGAGGCCUUGAAAAGCAUUGGUGAUGCAGCAGUGGUGGUGGUGUCGCAUUGGGGCGCAUGCGUGCCAGCGUCUUGUGAGCCCACCGAUGUCGCUCUGUUUUUGCAGAACUACUUGCAACGCCCGGUGUUGAGCGUCAACGAAACGGCCUGUCAGCUGAGCAACGUUGGAUCCGGCAGGGCGUUGCACGUCGAUGGUGGAAUGUUUGCUUAUGCUGUUGUGCUAUUUCUGUUUAUUUUGCUGGCCACAUUGAGCACCGCCUAUCAUUGCUACUUGAUUUAUGCGUCGAGAAGUGCCGAUGAUGUCUCGAAACGCGCAUUGCAACAAGAAACAUUGACAAUCGCAUUGUUGUCGUUCUCAGUUAUAGAGAAUACGAAGAAACUGUUUCAGGCGAGUAAAGACCAGAUGGGGCUAAACUCGAUAAACGGCAUCAAAGCAAUGGCAAUGUUGUUGAUACUUGCCGGGCAUGCGCUGUCGUUUAUCUAUGGCAGUCCCACUUAUAAUGUGGCGUUCGUAGCAGAGCAAACGAAAUUCCCCACAUUUGCAUUCCUCUACAAUUCGCUAUUAUUUGUGGAUACGUUUCUGUUGUUGAGUGGUUUCCUGUUCUGUCGCAUUAUGCUGGUCGAACUGCAUCGUCGUCGUGGUCAAAUAAAUCCGUUGAUUUUGUACAUUGGCCGCUACAUUCGCCUAACACCGGCCUAUAUGGCAAUUAUCGGCUUCUACAUGACCUGGUUUCCGAGCAUCGGCAGCGGUCCGUUAUGGCCAGAGCGCAUCAGACGUGAGCAGGAGCGCUGUCAGGCGUCAUGGUGGCUUAAUAUACUCUAUGUAAAUAACUAUUUCAACACGGAUAAGUUUGUAAGUACAUACUUCUAUUACGCACAUACACUUGUGCUCAAAUAA
This is a messenger RNA of Rhagoletis pomonella (apple maggot), 1716 nucleotides long. Its product is annotated as nose resistant to fluoxetine protein 6-like. NCBI's taxonomy places the organism in Eukaryota, Metazoa, Arthropoda, Insecta, Diptera, Tephritidae. Gene Ontology annotation, molecular function: acyltransferase activity, transferring groups other than amino-acyl groups. The transcript is spliced from 6 exons. Bases 304 to 1716 code for a protein of 470 amino acids. The record is from RefSeq and is a predicted model, not a curated record.